Molecule: messenger RNA, 2277 nt
Organism: Grosmannia clavigera kw1407
Lineage: Eukaryota; Fungi; Ascomycota; Sordariomycetes; Ophiostomatales; Ophiostomataceae
Product: hsp70-like protein
Exons: 3
Coding region: 1-2277 (758 amino acids)
Molecular function (GO): ATP-dependent protein folding chaperone; ATP binding
Source: RefSeq, a predicted model, not a curated record
AUGAGCAACAAUCCUCCGAUGCGGCCGCCGCCUCCCGGACAGCGAAAUCGGGACAAGCGCACCAACUACUAUGCGACAUACUCGCAAGGAGCAAUACCGCCGCCACCACCGCCACCCCCUCGAAACCACGGGGCAUCAUCGACAUCGUCGCUGCUGCUGACACCAGGAGGAGGAGGAGCAGCGGGGAACAGAGCCGGAGUAGAAGCAGGAGUAGGGGGGCUGACAUCUGGGCUUGGCAGCCUCGGGCUGGGACUGACGCCUGUCAUGUCCAAGUCGGCGUCGGCCAGCAGUCUUGUUCCAUCGUCAGCAGCAGCAGCAUCAGCAGCAACCGCAGCGAUGCCCGGGACCAAUCCGGUGUCGGCAGCCGAGGCGAUCCACGGGCCCAUUCGCGAGCCGGCACGCGAAACGGGGCCGGUGCCAGACCGGCUGAUUGUCGGGGUGGACUUUGGGACGACGUUUUCGGGGGUGGCGGUGGUGUACUCGGCGACGCCGGACGAUAUCGAGAUCAUUAAGACAUGGCCGGGCGGCAACGGGAUCACGUCGGACAAGGUGCCGACGGAGCUGAUGUACGACCUGCCGGCCGAUGCAGCCGCCGGCACGGAGCCGACGGUGCGGUGGGGCUUCCAGUUCAAGCCAGAGGAGGCGCGGCUGCGCUGCAUCAAGCUGUUCCUGGACCGGUCGCAGAAGCUGCCGUUCUACGUCAGCCCGCUCGAGACGGCAGCGCAGCUGAGCCGCCACGGCAAGACGGUGGUGGACGCGGCGGCCGACUACCUCACGCAGGUGCGCCGUCACACGAUAGACACGCUGGGCCGGCGCUAUGGGGCCUCGUUCAUGGCAUCGACGCGCGUCGGUUAUGUGCUCACCUGCCCGGCCGUCUGGUCGGACGCGGCCAAGAACACGACGCUGCUGGCGGCCGAGCGCGCCGGCAUGGGCGACCGCGCGGCCAUCCAGAUGAUCAGCGAGCCUGAGGCGGCGGCUCUGUACACGCUCAAGGCGAUCCAGCCGAACCAUCUGAACGUGGGCGACAAUGUGAUUGUGUGUGAUGGCGGCGGAGGGACGGUAGACCUGAUCGCAUACAAGAUCAUCUCGCUCAAGCCGCUGCACGUCGAGGAGUCAGCCGUGGGCACGGGCGGCCUCUGUGGAAGCGCCUUCCUCAACUACCGGUUCGAGGAACACGUGCGCGAACGUCUCGGCGCCAGCCGGUUCGACGAGAUGAAGGUCAAGAAGAGCAAGACUUGGCAGAUGGGGCUGCGCUACUUUGAGGAGUUUGUCAAGCGCAAUUUCAACGAAGACGAGCACCAAGAGGUGAAUAUUCCAUUACCCGGUCUUCCCGACGAUGAAGCAGUGGGCCUCGACUCGGGCUUCCUAGUCAUGACUGCCGAUCAGGUGCGGGAAAUCUUUGAGCCCGUGGUCACGGAGGUGUGCGAUCUGGUGCAAGGCCAGGUCGACGGGCUGCGGUCCAAGGGUGGCAUCGUGUCGGGCAUCAUCCUCGUAGGCGGGUUCGGCCAGAGCGAUUACCUGUACCGGCGGGUACGGGCAUGCUUUUCCGGCAGUGGCAGCGGAGCCGGUGAUGGCGACGGUGAGGACGGCCGGCCCGGAGUGCUGCCUCCACCGCCAUACAGUGAGCGGCCGACACACGCAGUAGCGGCAGCAGCGGCAGCAGCAGAAGCAGCCAUGACGACGUUGUCGACGCAGGCGGCCGGGCCGAUCGAGGUGAUGCAGCCGAUGUACGCCUGGACGGCAGUCGUGCGUGGAGCAGUGCUGCGUGGACUCGAGGGCAACAUGGUGCUGUCGCGACGGGCACGUUUCCACUACGGCACGUCAUACGCGACGGUAUACGACGAGACCAAGCACGAGGUCGGCGAGCGGUACUGGUCGCCGCUGUGGGAGCGGUGGAUGGUGUCGGACCGCAUGCAGUGGCACAUUGCCAAGGACGACGCGAUCUCACCGCUGGAACCGAUCGCCUUCCACUACACGCGCAACUUCCGGCCGGGUCAGUCGCUGCUGGUCACCGAUGACCUGCUGGCCUGCGCGGCCGACGAGCCGCCUCUGGCCUACACACGCGGCCGCGACGCCAACCUGAUACACGUCUGCACGCUCACGACCGAUCUCCGGGCCGUGCCGCGCAGCCUGUUCACGCGACUGACCACAACGCGUGGCGUCGAGUUUGAUAACCUCGACUUCACUCUCGAGAUGGUCGUCGACAGCGCCGGUCUGGGCUUCGAGCUCAAGGUGGACGGCGUGCGGUACGGCCGGGUGGAGGCAGAAUUUCACUGA